UCAUCAGCGUGCUGUUCACUGAUUGGAUAUCGUCAGUGAAUGAGCCAUUAACACGAACAGCUCUGUAAGUCAGUUAGCACUACCGAGAGCGCUUCAUGUGAGUGCCAGUCUGACCAGAGCCCUUAAAUAUUAUACAGACCCACUGUAAACGAGGACCUCAGGUGCCCCACGAGCGACCGAACAGCGCAGAUUUCCUGCCAUGUCUGUCAAACUGGAGCACGUCCUGAAGGAUGAAAACCUGAUCAAAAAUAUAGAGGAGAUAGCAAAAGACACAGCACUCUUACACGGGGUGUUGAUGCGGACCAAAGAGACACCAAACUCUCCUGAAGUGGUGAGUUAUGCACCGUUCACGCUGUUUCCCACACCGGUGCCCACAGCACUCUUUCACCAGGCUCUGGCGGUACAGACACAUUUUAACCGCUUGGUGGACCGGGUCAGCCAGAAUCCAGCCUUCCUAGAGGAAACUCUGGCCAGUACCAUCAAAGUUGACAAUUUUACAGCAAGACUUUUCAACAUAUACAAACAAGUUCAAGAGGAACAUCGUCCCCAGUCAAUAGUGCUGGGCUUGAAUCGCUCAGACUACAUGUUGGACCACAGUCCAGACGGAGGGACGUCUCUAAAGCAGAUUGAAAUCAACACUAUUGCUGCAAGUUUUGGUGGUCUUGCUUCACGGACGCCGGAUGUCCAUCGGCACAUUCUGAAGGUGGCAAACCUGCCAGAGGAGUCUAAUAAUGUGCUAGACAACAACCCAGCAGCAGGUCUGGCCAGGGGUUUGGCCAAGGCCUGGGAGCUCUACGGAUCUGAAAGGGCAGUGGUUAUGUUUCUAGUUGAAGACGUUCAGAGGAAUAUUUAUGACCAUCGAUUUGUAGAGAAUGAGCUGUGGAAAAGAAAUAUUCCUGUAAUAAGAAGACAGUUUGAAGAUGUUUGCAGAAGUGGAUCCCUAGAUGAGAGCAGGAGGCUGUUUGUAGAUGGUCAUGAGAUCGCCAUUGUCUACUUCCGUAAUGGAUACAUGCCCCAAAACUACACCUCAGAGGAGAGCUGGGAGGCCCGUCUGAUGAUGGAGCGCUCUCUGGCUGUGAAGUGUCCAGACAUCAGUACCCAUCUUGCCGGUACUAAGAAGGUGCAGCAGGAAUUGGCCCAGCGAGGGGUUCUGGAGCGCUUCUUCCCUGACGAACCUGAAACAGUUGCUCAGAUCCGGGCCACUUUCGCUGGGCUGUACACCCUGGACAUGGGAGAAGAAGGUGAUAAAACAGUAGCAAUGGCUUUGGCCAAUCCUGAUCAGUACGUGCUGAAACCUCAGAGGGAGGGAGGUGGUAACAACAUUUACGGCAGUGAGAUCUGUGAAGUGCUGGAGAACCUGAAGAACUCCACUAAGAGGACGGCUUACAUCCUGAUGGACAAGAUCCAGCCCGUCCCGGUCCAGAACUAGCUGCUCAGGCCCGGAGCUCCUCUGAGACUGAACUCUUGUCUGAGUGAGCUGGGCGUGUUUGGAGCGUAUGUCAGGAAAGGCAAAGACAUGGUGUUUAAUGAGUGCGUGGGCCACCUGCUGAGGACCAAGAGCUCGGAGCAUGCUGACGGGGGAGUGGCUGCAGGAGUCGCAGUACUGGACAACCCACUGCUGGUCUGAACUACAGCACCACCUACUGGACCGGAGGACCAUGACAUACCGCUGACAUCAGGGGGAUUCAUCAUCCCUGUGAUUAAUUUUUCACCUGGCAUCUGUUUUAUCAAAGGUUUAGUGUGUUGAAUAUCCUCUACUGAUCUAUGGGGAACAAUUAUGACUGAACUGCUCAUUCCGUGCACAUGUUUUAUACCUCAUUCAAGGGUUAAUCUGUUGAAGUGUGUGAGAAGUAGCCAUUGAUGUUUUAUAAAAGAGAUUUUUAUUGACAUGUUUCCUUUUUUGGCUACUUUGAUAAUCAGAAUGUAGUUGAAUGAUUAUCAUCAUGAUUAGUGUUGAGAUACAUAAAUAAGCAGCAAAUCAGCAUAUUAGAACGAUAUCUGAAGGAUCAUGUGACACUGAAAACUGGAGUAAUGACUGAAUCUUGCUUUAAAUCACAGGAAAAAUCACAUUAAAAUAUUUCAAAAUAUAUUAAAAUAUAAUUUUUUUUUUAUUUAGAUAUUAAUUGUAAUACUGCUAUACAAUAUUACUGUUUUUACUGUAUUUUUGAUUAAAUGAAUGCGACCCAAAUACCAAACUUGUGAACGGCAGUGUAUAUUAACUGUGGAAACAUUGUGAUUUCAAUGAAAUGUUAAAAAGAUGUUCUAGGACCAUCUACUGGAGAUUAUUUUCUAGAUCUGCACUAAC
This is a messenger RNA of Cyprinus carpio (common carp), 2305 nucleotides long. It is a transcript of the gene gss, whose product is annotated as glutathione synthetase. The record is from RefSeq and is a predicted model, not a curated record. The coding region runs from base 200 to 1429 and encodes 409 amino acids. Gene Ontology annotation, cellular component: cytosol. The transcript is spliced from 13 exons. Gene Ontology annotation, molecular function: glutathione binding; glutathione synthase activity; ATP binding. Gene Ontology annotation, biological process: glutathione biosynthetic process. Lineage: Eukaryota; Metazoa; Chordata; Actinopteri; Cypriniformes; Cyprinidae.